GUUCUUGGGUAGACCUAGGGUUUAGGGCUUUAGGCGCCAUGGGGCGUAGGAGGCCAAAGAAGGGGGCGGCGCCAGGCGUGGCGGCCCAGGAGGAGGAGGCGGAGCCCAUGGAUCUCGUGGCGCUGAAGAAGCCGAUGGAGGAAAUCCUCCCCGAGGAGCACGAGGUCGAUCCCACCAGCGCGGAUUAUUACUUCGAUUCUUAUGCGCAUUUCGGUAUUCACGAAGAAAUGCUUAAAGAUACUGUGAGAACGAAGACUUACCAGAACGUUAUUUAUGAAAAUGGAUUCCUCUUCAAGGACAAGGUAGUUCUAGAUGUCGGUGCCGGGACGGGAAUUCUCUCCUUGUUUUGUGCGAAGGGUGGAGCAAAGCAUGUCUAUGCGGUGGAAUGCUCGCUAAUGGCCAAUACCGCGAAAGAAAUCAUACAAAAGAAUGGAUAUAGUGAUGUGAUUACUGUCCUCAAAGGCAAGGUGGAAGAGAUCGAGCUCCCUGUUCAGCAAGUAGACGUGAUCAUCUCCGAAUGGAUGGGAUAUUUCCUUCUCUUCGAAAACAUGCUCGACACUGUCCUGUAUGCCCGUGACAAAUGGCUCGUGCCCGGCGGCGUGGUUCUUCCGGACAGAACAAGCUUGCACUUGACAGCGAUCGAAGACGCAGACUACAAGCACGAGAAAAUAAACUUCUGGAGCUCGGUCUAUGGAUUUGACAUGAGCUGCAUCAAGAAACAAGCGAUGCUGGAGCCUCUGGUUGACACGGUCGAGCCAAACCAGAUCGUCACACAGACGCAGCUGAUCAAGACAAUGGAUAUUAGCAACAUGACACCCGGGGAUGUGUCCUUCUCGGCUCCGUUCAAGCUCGUUGCCACCCGAAACGAUUUUAUCCAUGCGCUGGUAGCAUACUUCGACGUCUCCUUUACAAAGUGCCACAAGGUGGUGGGAUUCUCCACAGGGCCUCGUUCUCGUCCAACGCACUGGAAGCAAACCGUCUUGUAUCUGGAAGACGUGAUCACGAUUUGCGAGGGAGAGGCGCUUACCGGGAAGAUGUCGGUGGCUCCAAACGCCCGCAAUCCUCGAGACGUGGACAUUGUCGUCGAGUAUACUUUCAAUGGCAAGCGCAGCCAAGCGUCUCGGAGGCAACACUUUAGGAUGCGAUAAGCCUCCGUUGCCUUUGAUAUUGUAUUUUGCUUCCUCUUCUUUUGAACGCCAGCCACCACCUUUUCUA
This is a messenger RNA of Selaginella moellendorffii, 1215 nucleotides long. Its product is annotated as protein arginine N-methyltransferase 1.1. Gene Ontology annotation, cellular component: nucleus. Bases 39 to 1148 code for a protein of 369 amino acids. NCBI's taxonomy places the organism in Eukaryota, Viridiplantae, Streptophyta, Lycopodiopsida, Selaginellales, Selaginellaceae. The transcript has 9 exons. Gene Ontology annotation, biological process: peptidyl-arginine methylation. The record is from RefSeq and is a predicted model, not a curated record. Gene Ontology annotation, molecular function: protein-arginine N-methyltransferase activity.